GGUUACUACCAUUUCAAUUUCAAUUACAGCGUGUGACUCUGCGCUAGUAUGAUAAUAUGAAAAUAGCACCAAUUCGUCGAAAUUAACAAUGACCUUUGGCGGUAUCUGAUUGGCCCGCUGCUUCGCUCGUCCACUCCCCUACGGCGCAUGGGCGGUAAUCCCGGUCUCAUCAGGCAAGCGGCUCACGCGAUUGGCUAAUCGAGCCCCAUCGCUGGUCGUGCUCUCCUCCCACGGGAUCGCGAUAGUCCAUUGGGAUGCCAGGGUAACAUCCAACUGAAGAAAGCAACAAAAGCCGAUCUCGAGAGAUUUUUAGCCAGAAUUGGCGGUAGCACUCAGAGGAGUCUAUCUAACUUGGUGGUCAAUGGGUGAUGUUUGGUGAUAGAGUGACGGGAGUGGAGAGAGAUGCGUUAUGGACUAAAGGCGAGAACAGUUAGACUCUCACAGGAUCUUGUGUCGUCAAUUACUUCUUCACCACUGGCAGCGUACCUCCGUCCUAGAAUCUACCUCUCAUAGUCACCGACAGGCACUUGGGAUUACGGCGUAAAACUACAUGUGAUUUUAUUCGCGUGUGAAUGCAUGUGCGUGUGCUAAUUCUGACGUGUGAUUGUCAACGUACGCCCGACCUGGCAAACUUUAAUGUUCGACUACCCAGAGGGUUCCAACAUAUCCUCCUCUAAUACUUCCCCCAUGAAAGAAGAGAGUACCCACCCUUCUCAAACAACACUGACACCCGUAAGAAACUGGAUGCAGCCGACCGUCGUAGACCAGGGUGGCAGUGCCGGACUCGGCCGGGCUCACUUCGAAAAACAGCCACCCAGCAAUCUCAGGAAGAGUAACUUCUUCCAUUUUGUCCUCGCGUUGUACGAUCGGCAAGGACAACCCGUGGAAGUCGAAAGGACUGCUUUUAUAGACUUCGUGGAAAAAGAUCAGGAAUCCGAAGGACAAAAAACUAACAAUGGAAUUCACUAUAGGAUUCAAUUGCUUUUCGCCAACGGCGUGCGACAGGAGCAAGAUUUGUAUGUCCGUCUUAUUGACUCCGUCUCAAAACAGGCAAUCAUUUAUGAAGGCCAGGAUAAAAACCCAGAAAUGUGCAGAGUUUUACUUACACACGAAGUGAUGUGCAGCCGAUGUUGCGACAAGAAAAGUUGUGGAAAUCGAAAUGAGACCCCAUCUGAUCCGGUUAUCAUUGACAGAUUUUUCUUGAAGUUUUUCAUGAAGUGCAACCAGAACUGUCUGAAGAACGCUGGAAACCCACGCGACAUGAGACGAUUCCAGGUGUCUGUUUGUACAAAUGUUGCGAUAGAUGGCCCACUGUUAGCUGUGUCAGAUAAUAUGUUUGUACACAAUAACUCCAAACACGGACGGAGGGCUCGGCGUUUGGACCCGACUGAAGGGGACAUGUCCAGUGGCUAUGGUCAAAUUCCUCAUGUAUUUUGGGGCAAAGUGGAAGUAUCCUCCAGAAAUGAACUUGGGCCCACUCCGUGUAUCAAGGCUAUAUGUCCGAGCGAGGGUUGGACGACCGGGGGGACGACAGUCAUCAUCAUCGGUGACAACUUCUUCGACGGAUUACAAGUUGUGUUUGGAACUAUGCUUGUUUGGAGUGAGUUGCUGACGUCACACGCGAUACGGGUACAGACUCCCCCGCGUCAUAUCCCAGGGGUGGUGGAGGUCACUCUGUCCUACAAGUCCAAACAAUUCUGCAAAGGAGCACCGGGCAGAUUUGUAUAUACAGCGUUAACAGAACCAACGAUAGACUACGGGUUUCAACGCCUCAUGAAAUUGGUACCACGUCACCCAGGAGAUCCAGAGCGACUUCCCAAAGAAAUAAUCUUAAAACGCGCCGCGGAUCUAGCCGAGGCAUUGUACAGCAUGCCCCGCAACCCCAACCAGCUAUCACUCCCAGCCCCAAGGUCACCCGCCAUGAACAACACCUCCCCAAUGUCCGGAUUCAACACCUACCCUGGUCAGCUAGCGGUCAGCGUGGCCGAUACAGUCACCGGCUACAACAGAAGCCAGAGUUCCAGUGUGUCGCCCCGUGGGUACGGGUCUAACGGCUCCACGCCACACAGCACAAACAGCGGAAGCUACGCAGGCACGCCGGGAAUGAACGGGUAUCACGGAAGUGCUGGUGCGCUAGGCAACAUGGGUUUAGAUCAUUUUCUCAGAGAUGAAGCAGGAAGAUUGGGAGCCGUUGCUACGUCACACUCGCCUCCCCAUCAGUACUCCGCCCCCUCGGGCCUGUCAGGGACUUGUGCCCCCGGGAUUUUCUCUUUCUCACCUGCCAAUAUGAUCACGGCGGUCAAACAGAAAAGUGCCUUUGCACCAGUGGUUCGAGCACCGAGCCCGCCCCCUCCCCUUCCCGGCAUUCAGUGCGGCUGGGUUUCACAUCCGCUUUUACACGAAUGAGCAGCAUAGUAGCGUCGCCGUUUACGAGCGUCAACCCUUUCGCUCUGCCCACGUGCAACUCACAAUCAUACAGCAGCUCCAUCGUGUCUCCUGCAAAAUGAUUGGUUGGAAUUCACAGUGUAGGUCCGGACUGAAUACCUCAACAUUACAGGAUUGGACGGAGUGUUAAACCGGAAGCGCAGUGUGCGUUGCUUGAAUUGGAUGGUUAUUGCACUUUGUGGGCAAAGACGAUAUCAGUGCUAUCAUACCACGAACAAUUCGAGGAAAACGGACAAUACAUGAAAAGACACAGCGCUUCCCGCCCGGAGAGUAAAUUCUGCUACACCAUAGGAAGUUUCGAUAUGUCGGGAAUUAUAUCGGCUUCUAUUCCUCCUCACAAAUAUUCCCAUUAAGAAGGUGUCUUGGAAUGCGCACGCGGUCAUAGAAGUGAUCCUUGUUUAGACUGAACGUGAUCGUUCAUGAUGUUUGCUCUAGCCUGAGUGUUUCUCUGUUUCACAGACUUCUUGUUUACUCGUGUCUUGCCAAGGGAGAUAACUUGUCUCAUGGGAGAUAACUUUGUCUCAUGGGAGAUAACCCUGCCUCGUGGGAAAUAUACCUGAGGGUAAUCCUUUCUCAUUGUAAAUACUCAUUACCUAGUCCCAAAGCUCAGUGGACAUUUUGCUCACCAAAUGACACAAAACCCAAGAGAUUAUUUUUGUUGGCCUUUACGUUACCAUUCAGUCACGUGUCUUUGUUUCUGAUUGUACUUGUUUUGCGACGUGUUCUUGCGUGAUGUAGAUUUAUUUAUUCGUAGCGAGUAAAACAACACGGGACAUUUGAAGAAAUAUAUAUAUAUAACUAUAUAUAUAACUGUACAUAUUUCAAUACGAAACCGUCAAUGUAAAGUUCAGUAUUCGAAAACAGUAAUCUCACAAAAGAAACUUGUCGUUACGAAAAAACAAUUUAUAGACGAAAUAUGCAUGAUAAGGCAGCAUUAAGGGUGAUCCACCAACGCUUACCAUUGCUCUCACUUUUCAUAUUAACAUAAUACUUCUUAGAUAAUUCUUGCGAACAGAAGAGAACUAUUAGCGAAUAUAUUAUGGGCAUGUACCCUAACUCGAAGUCCCAUCUCAGGUGAAACCGAAGUGCUGGAGGCAUGAGUUCUGUAUAUUGAUUGUCAAGUCUUGCGUGGUUAUGUUUCAACGUAUCUUAUUGCAUUUUGAUCUCAUAAUAGAGUAUCAGCUGUUCUUAUGUACUUAAUUGCAUACUGUGUAUAAUACUCAAAAAGUAUUAACAGGGCUGUGGAAAUACAACUUAUCAACCUAGGUUUUAUUUUUGUACAUUUUUAAAACAUACCUCCUCACUUUAAGUUUAUUCUCUGCGAAUGAAUUUCCCCUUUUCUCGGAAUAUACACCGUUAUCUAGUCAUUUUCUAGUCAAUCUAGUUGAUUUUGCCGGCAAUAUUUCUUUGACAUUGGCGUCCAAUUCGCCCAAUAGUUUCGCAUGGUUCUAGUCGCGCCAUGUCUAAUCUAGUCCCGCCGUGUCUUUUCUAGUCAUUGCUGUUCAAAUGAUCUCUGCAACAUCACAGUUUGACCAUAGUAAGGGUUCUGAUCUUUCCUCGCACGACGCACGCGGGAUGCUGUACUAAUGUAUUACGAAGCAUACUCUAUAAUCUCGCGUGCGUUCUUUCAUUUAACCAAAUCAUUCUGUCAAAGUACUAUUUAUUACUGAAAAUAUUGUUUUUAUAUUGAAAGUUUGAUUAUGAUUAAAAUGUUUUUCUUCCA
Messenger RNA from Haliotis rufescens (red abalone), 4168 nucleotides. RefSeq names its product transcription factor COE1-like. The transcript is spliced from 17 exons. The record is from RefSeq and is a predicted model, not a curated record. Lineage: Eukaryota; Metazoa; Mollusca; Gastropoda; Lepetellida; Haliotidae. Gene Ontology annotation, biological process: regulation of transcription by RNA polymerase II. Gene Ontology annotation, molecular function: RNA polymerase II cis-regulatory region sequence-specific DNA binding; DNA-binding transcription factor activity, RNA polymerase II-specific. The coding region runs from base 637 to 2406 and encodes 589 amino acids.